This is a messenger RNA of Chlamydomonas reinhardtii, 2007 nucleotides long. RefSeq lists its product as uncharacterized. The transcript has 2 exons. The coding region runs from base 302 to 565 and encodes 87 amino acids. Lineage: Eukaryota; Viridiplantae; Chlorophyta; Chlorophyceae; Chlamydomonadales; Chlamydomonadaceae. The record is from RefSeq and is a predicted model, not a curated record.
CUAGACCUCGGGUAGCUGGGUUUGUUCUAUUGUUCUAAAACCCUAUAAUAGUCUGCCGUUGUGCUUUUGUACUGUAUAUCGGAUCAUCCCUCUGCCGGGACGGUGACCUCAGUGUGUCGCACUUAAACGUUCCCUACAUUUCUGGACUUUCUUUGCAAUACCUGGUUCUAACUAUACUUUACCAUGUCUGGACCGAAUAAGCGUUUAAUAUACACUCAGACGGAGUUGCAGCGUUUUGUUGCGCGAUCCUGCUCAAUGGAACCCCUUAGCUUGAUCACGCUCGCUCUCUGAUCGUAAGGGAAUGCCCUUCGACACUUCUCUGGCGCUUUGGACCACGCUUUGGUUCGGGGGCCGCAUUCGGGAGCAAAUCGGAGCAGAGCGGAGCUUUCAAGCGGAGCAAAGGACUUUUGGCGCGGUACUUCUCCUGUCUGCCUAUCCAGGCCGCAGGGCCCGCGUGCCCUUGGAGAAAGGGCGUGUGUGCCGUUGGGAUCCGGCCUGUGCGCCGCAAGCAACGGGCUUUGCGCCCUUGCCUUAUGGACAAUGGAUGGCAUACGUGCCCUUAUGAUACGGCCUGUGCGCCGCAAGCAACGGGCUUUGCGCCCUUGCCUUAUGGACAAUGGAUGGCAUACGUGCCCUUAUGAUACGGCCUGUGUGCCGCAAGCAAUGGGCUCCGCGCCCUUGCUUUAUGGACAAUGGACGGCAUACGUGCCCUUAUGAUACGGCCUGUGCGCCGCAAGCAACGGGCUCCGCGCCCUUGCUUUAUGGACAAUGGACGGCAUACGUGCCCUUAUGAUACGGCCUGUGUGCCGCAAGCAACAGGCUCCGCGCCCUUGCUUUAUGGACAAUGGACGGCAUACGUGCCCUUAUGAUACGGCCUGUGCGCCGCAAGCAACGGGCUCCGCGCCCUUGCUUUAUGGACAAUGGACGGCAUACGUGCCCUUAUGAUACGGCCUGUGCGCCGCAAGCAAUGGGCUCCGUGCCCUUGCUUUAUGGACAAUGGACGGCAUACGUGCCCCUAUGAUACGGCCUGUGCGCCGCAAGCAACGGGCUCCGCGCCCUUGCUUCAUGGACAAUUUACGGCGUACGUGCCCUCAUGAUACGGCCUGUGCGCCGCAGGCAACGGGCUCCGCGCCCUUGCUUCAUGGACACUUCACGGCGUACGUGCCCUCAUGAUACGGCCUGUGUGCCGCAGGCAACGGGCUCCGCGCCCUUGCUUCAUGGACAAUUUACGGCGUACGUGUUCUUAUGAUACAGCCUGUGCGCCGCAAGCAACGGCUUCGCACCCUUGCUUUUGGGUAAUAGAUGGCAUACGUGCCCUUAUGAUACGACCUGUGUGCCGCAAGCAACGGGCUCCACACUCUUGCGUUGUGGAUUAUAGACAGCAUUGAAAUGCUUACGUGCCUUCGUUGUACAUGCCUUUGCGUUGUGGACAAUGUGUGGUCUGAGCGCCACGUUCGGAUACGGCGUGUGUGCCGCCAGCAACAGGCUUUGCGCCUCGCAUCAUUUGUCUUGCGAUAUGGCCCGUGUGCCGCAUGCAAUUAUGCUGCCUGCCCUGUCGUUAUGGACGCUUCGACUUGUUGCGUGCCCUGCUGCGUGCCCUGUCGCAAUACGCCUUGAGUGUACCGUGCACGGCAAGCCUGCGCCUCGCUAUUGCUUCGUGUUGACAACGGAGCGGGCUUACGUGAUCAUGCGUCACCCUGUACGUCUUGAGGUCCACACGCACAUCAUACUAUCACGCGGCAUCACCCUUGUAGUUUGGCUGACGCACCCCAAGCCAACCUAUAUGCAUUCGAUGUGUGCGCUAGGCCCAAGUGCCAAAUUUGUUUUUCCAGAUAUUUCGCCCUCAGUGAGCGAUGUGGAGUUUUGUGCAGUUCGGCCAGCAUGCUAUUGCCCAGCCAAUAACAAUACUGCAUGACGCAUAACAAUACCGCAUGACGCAUAAACAUGCCUUCGUGCAGCCCUGCACCAGGCAUCGGACGCUGUGUUACGCAGUGAGCCCGACCCUGC